AUGUGGUCCAGACGCUUCCCACCCUGGCGGGGCUCCGAGCUGGACGCCACGAUCCCGUUCGAUCGCCACUUACCCACAGCGAAACGGGCCGGAUCGCUCCUGCGGCUGUGGCGCGAAUUGCGAGCAAAUCGCUUCGACCUAGUGAUCGACCUGCAAGGCUUGCUCCGUAGCGGGUUGAUGACCUGGGCCACCGGGGCUGCCACGCGAUUGGGCAUGAGCAAUGCCCGCGAGGGAGCGGCCAAAGCCUACACCCACGCAGUCGACGUACCCCGAGACAUGCCGGCGGUGGCCCGUUACUGGAUGCUGGCCCAAGCUCUCGGCUGUGAAGGCGAUCCACCGUCGCUGUGCCCCAAGCCGUCGACCGACGAUUGGAGUUGGGCCCGCGAGCAGUUGAACGACCUUCCCCGGCCCUGGCUGGCAAUCCACCCGGGGGCCCAGUGGGAAACGAAGCGCUGGGGGGGUGAACGCUUCGCCCAGGUGGCCCGACGGGCGUAUGAACAAUACGGCGGCGGAAAGAUCAUCCUCGGCGGACCCGAUGAGGUCGAACUGUGUGGCGAGUUCGAACGAGAACUGAACGCUCUAUCACGCGGUGGUCCUUCGACUCCCAUGAUCAACGUAGCUGGCCGGACGAGCCUGCUUCGCCUGGCCGCCGUCUCAGGGACGGCAGACGUAUUCCUCUCGGGCGACACUGGCCCCAUGCACCUGGCCGCCUCGAUGGGCACACCGACGGUGGCCGUGUUCACCUGCACGAGUCCUCUUCGAGCCGGGCCUCACGGUACGGGGCAUCGGAUUGUCGCCACCUGCGUGUCGUGCGCGGCCAGCUAUUUGAAGACCUGCCCCACGAUGCACUGUCGUGAUGAGAUCACGCCCGAGCGGGUUUGGGCGGCGCUCGAUGUUGGGCGUUCGGCAGCACAGGCGUACAAUUCAGCUAUGGCACCUCGUCCGGAACAAACGAUGCAGAAACGCUCGAUGAACCGCAUCAUUAUCUUGGCUUCAGGCCUGGUUGUGGCGGGGUGCAUUGCUGCGGGGUUGAUGUUCGCCAUCGGUGGUGAAGACGCCCGGCCGGCAGAACGCCCUUCGAAUCUCACGCUGCAAGAAAUCCCCUUCAACGGCGAACGUGCCUACGGCUAUCUCGAACAAAUCUGCGCGAUUGGCCGACGCUACAGCGGUUCGCCUGGCAUGCAGAAACAACAGCAGUUGCUGAUCAAACAUUUCGAGAAGCUGGGGGCCGAGGUCGAACAGCAAACCUGGCGGAUUCGGCAUCCGAUCGAUGGGUCGCCGGUGCAACUGACAAACCUCAUCGUGCGUUGGCAUCCCGAAAGAAAAGAGCGCGUGCUGCUGGCCGCGCAUUACGACACACGGCCAUAUCCCGAUCGCGACCAGAAACAACCUCGCGGGGUAUUCGUGGGCGCCAACGAUGGUGCCAGUGGGGUGGCGGUACUGAUGGAAUUGGGCAACAUGAUGCCCCAGUUGCAGACGACCUUAGGCGUUGACUUCGUGUUCUUCGAUGCGGAAGAGUUCGUGUUCAACGAGGAAGACCGCUACUUCCUGGGGUCGGAAUACUUCUCGCGCGACUAUCGGGCAGCCCCACGCGAUUUCGAAUAUCGUUGGGCGGUGCUGCUGGACAUGAUCGGAGAUGCCGAUCUGCAAAUAUUCUUUGAACGCAACACCAUGGCUUGGCGAGAUUCGCGACCGAUGGUCGAAGAGAUAUGGUCCACCGCACAGCGGCUGGGCGUGACCGAGUUCAUCCCCCGUGCGAAACACCGCAUUCGCGACGACCACCUGCCGCUGCACAACACGGCCGGCAUCCCCAGUUGCGACAUUAUCGACUUCGACUAUCCGUACUGGCACACCACGGCCGACACGCCGGAUAAAUGCUCGCCGCAGAGCCUGGCAAAGGUCGGUUGGGUCAUCAGCGAGUGGCUCUCCACGACGCGUUAG
Messenger RNA from Cladocopium goreaui, 1941 nucleotides. The record is from the annotation of a GenBank genome assembly. NCBI's taxonomy places the organism in Eukaryota, Dinophyceae, Suessiales, Symbiodiniaceae.